CCGUCUACCAGCACUACCCGUCUUCAUCAUCUCCUGAACGCCCGCCUGCUGUACUCCUGCUACACAACCACACUCCCACUCAUACCCAUCGCCAACCGCCAACCGCCAACCGCCAAUACGAACCCCCAUCCUGGUCGACACGCUAGCCGCGCUGAUCGUCACAUCCAAGUCACACACAUUGUCGCACAUCAAUCUCUCCGACUAUCCCUCGACACGCUUUCCGUCUGCACAAUAUAUCGGUAGACAUCGGCAACAUAUCCACACGUCCAAAUGAUCCAAGUCUGUCACUCGGCCCCUCCAUACAAGACCGUGCAUCCGAGGCGACUCGUGCUUGCACCGGUCAUUCAAAACCAAACCACAAUGAAUCCCCCCUCAGCACCCAACCCGGCAGGCGACGCAGGCGUACUACCAGACUUCAACAACCUCAGCCUGCAAGACGCACCAUCACCGCCUGCCAAUGACGACGAUCUCGAUGUUUUGACCAUGUCACGGGAAACCGCCAUGAAGUUGAUCGCACGCUCAAUAAUUGCCAUUGCCAAUGCAGCUGGCGAUGUGCCCGCAACACCACCACUUUCGCGGCCCGGGACGCCUGGCGGACGGGAAAACCACCUCAUACGCUCCCACCGACGGACAGCGUCCAGACCAGCGACGCCUAUCCCCGCCGAAAAAGAGAAUCACCAACCGACCGAACUAGCUCCACCGGAAGCGGGUCACGAUGAGCCCGUCACUAUACACGACAUUGGCGCCGGAGCGCAGCCCGAGUCCGUGCAACGAGCCAACAUGGCUCGCAAGUUUUUCUCCAAGACUGUUCCCAAAGUUGGCGUCGAGGAGUACAUGAACCGCAUCCAGAGAUUCUGCCCGUUGUCUACGGCUGUCUGGCUAGCUGCUGGGUCGUACAUGUUGCGAUUAUGCGUUAUCGAUAGGAGCGUUCCCCUCACAUACCGGACAAUGCAUCGGCUCAUCUUAGCGUGCGCCCUCGUGGCGAUGAAGGCAUUGGAAGAUCACAGAUGGCCACAAAAACGCUUUGCUGCUGUGGGAGGUGUCGACGAGGCGGCACUCAGCCGACUAGAGCUAUGCGUAGAAUUCCUGUUGUCGUUUGACGUACAAAUCUUCACACCAGAGAAGCUCAAGGAGCUGACACUCCAACUGCAAAAGGCGGGACAGGCUGCAACCAUGACCUGUAGAUUACCAACAUCCUUCAGCCUGAAGAUGAGCAACCCAAAAGUACGGAAUGCGCAGGCUGUUUGAAUUGGAACGACACAAGGGCAAGCAUCUCCUUUUCUUUGGAAUUUUAGGAUAUCCCCAUCUAGCAUGGCAAUGGCGUUUGAGUAGCAAAACACGGGCAUGACGGCCAAGGAAGCGUCUGUACUAUAGACACCAAGAGGU
Molecule: messenger RNA, 1386 nt
Organism: Alternaria rosae
Lineage: Eukaryota; Fungi; Ascomycota; Dothideomycetes; Pleosporales; Pleosporaceae
Product: cyclin-domain-containing protein
Exons: 2
Coding region: 271-1248 (325 amino acids)
Biological process (GO): regulation of cyclin-dependent protein serine/threonine kinase activity
Cellular component (GO): nucleus; cyclin-dependent protein kinase holoenzyme complex
Molecular function (GO): protein kinase binding; cyclin-dependent protein serine/threonine kinase regulator activity
Source: RefSeq, a predicted model, not a curated record